AUGUCAUAUAAUUUCCUGUCAUCUGAUCCAAAAAUGUCCUCGGAGUGGCUCAUUAUCAACACUCAGAUAUUGGCGAACAACGUCGAUAAAGCCAUACUUUCAACAUUGGCACGUGAUUUGAGUCAAUCCGAUUUGAUGCUCUUUAACGAAUUCUUUCGCGGGACCAAGAAAUUCAAAAACGAUAUCCAUCGAUCAAAGAUGGGUAAAUAUUACGAAUACGUUCCACUCUUGAAGAAAUCGAAUUUUUGCUUGAUACUGCCCAACUGUCAUUUAACUUCCCUGGACAUUUCGGAGGCCAUGAUGACAGGUUGCAUCCCUGUCAUAGUCUGGUCCGACUUUAUUCUACCGUUCGAGGAGGUGUUGGAUUAUUCUAGGUUCUCCAUAAGAAUAUCCGCUAGUCAGUUAACGAAGACCCUGCCCUCAUUUUUGCGACAGAAACAGAUCACUGACAGGAUCGAUGAUUUGAGGGAGCAGGGUUCUUUCAUUUGGCACAAAUACUUCAGCUCGAUCCAAAGAAUCACUACGACAACCCUGAGAAUCAUCGAUCAAAGAUUUAAUCCCAAACCUAAAAAUGGAACGAAAUCUCUUUACUAUCAAUGGAAUUAUAAAAGCCGGCAAAUCAAUAGAACCAAAUUCGGACCUAUCCUACCACUGCCUCGCAUGGCUAACAGAUACGGGACCAUGAAGUCUAGUCCGGCGACCCAAGGAUUUAUCAGCAUCGUGCUAACUUUCGACAGAUGGAAGAGUUGCAAGGAUAUGAUCAGAAAAUUACUCAAGGUACCCAGUAAUCUCGCGAUCCUGGUCAUAUGGAACAACCCGAACUUGAAACCCCCUACCAUAAAUACAUCAGAAUUCCACAACCCUCUAGAUAGACCUAUAAUGCUAUCAAAUAUGACAACGAAUGAAUUGGGGAACCGUUUUUUACCCCUCAAAAGGUUAAUACCACCCGAGUUUCUUCCUAAGAUUUCCAUCCCAGAAUGCGUUCUAUCCAUCGACGACGAUAUAGACAUGUUGACGGUGGAUGAAUUGGAAUUCGGGUUUCAAACUUGGAAGCAAAUGCCCGAUCAUAUAGUAGGGUUUCCUGGUAGGGUUCAUUCCUUAGACCCUCUCAGGAAUCAUUAUAGCUACGAUUCAGAAUGGAGGCCUAAUAUAUCCAUCAUACUAACCGGAGCUGCUUUUUAUCAUAGACAUUUCCAUCAUUUGUACACUUACCUUAUGCCGGAAAAACCUAGGAGAUUCGUCAAUAAUCAUUUCAAUUGCGAAGAUCUCGCAAUGAAUUUUUUGAUCGCGGACAUAUCUGGCAACCCGCCUAUUAAAGUAACUUCGAGGCAAAAAUUCGUGAAUUCUAAAGUUUCUAAGGAAACUGGCUUAUCCAAGAAAAACUAUCAGCAUAAGGAUAUCAGAAGUUAUUGCCUCAACUUAUUCACUCAGCAUUUCGGACAUAGAAUGCCACUGAAGACCGUAGAAUUUCGCUUCGACCCCGUGUUGUUUAAAGUAAAAUCCACUGGGAAAGAUGUCAAAUCGAACAAGAAAACUGUUCCCUUAUUUCCGAAUGUUGGCCAACUCUGA
Messenger RNA from Gordionus sp. m RMFG-2023, 1569 nucleotides. Its product is annotated as exostosin-2-like. The record is from RefSeq and is a predicted model, not a curated record. Gene Ontology annotation, cellular component: membrane. Gene Ontology annotation, molecular function: glycosyltransferase activity. The transcript is spliced from 8 exons. Lineage: Eukaryota; Metazoa; Nematomorpha; Gordioida; Chordodea; Parachordodidae. Bases 1 to 1569 code for a protein of 522 amino acids.